AUGGACGCCGGAAACACGCUGAUCAUCGCGGCCGUGGUGACGACGCGCCGGCUGCGCACCGUCACCAACUGCUUCGUCAUGUCGCUGGCCGUCGCUGACUGGCUCGUCGGCCUCUUCGUCAUGCCGCUCGCCGUCGCUUACCACGUCAUGGGCAAGUGGCACUUCGGCUGGGAGAUCUGCCAGGUGUGGAUCUCGCUGGACGUGCUGCUCUGCACGGCGUCCAUCCUGUCGCUGUGCGCCAUCAGCGUGGACCGCUACCUGGCCGUCACGCAGCCGCUCAACUACUCGCGGCGGCGCCGCUCCAAGAAGCUGGCGCUGCUCAUGAUCCUCGUCGUGUGGGUGCUCGCCGUCGCCAUCACGUGCCCGCCCAUCCUCGGCUGCGCAGCCACCAUUUCGGAGUCGACACUGGCAUCGCAGUCAUGUAAUAGACACCGCCGUGAUGCAGGUCGACGUCUGAGGGGCGACAGUGUGACGCCGAUGCUGUCUACAGGCAGACACCUGUCAUGGGAAUCAUCACUUGGGGUGCGUUAUGGUAACACACUGUUGCCACCAUUCUGGGAUGCUGCCGCCGCAAAGUCCGUGACCGGGCCAGGAGUCGGAGACUCUGGUCCACCGAUGCUGGUCAGCUACCGCUUGGGAUGGUCACUGAGACGGGACACUAACCUGUUCCACUGCCGCCACGCCCACUAA
Messenger RNA from Schistocerca nitens (vagrant locust), 690 nucleotides. RefSeq names its product octopamine receptor-like. Lineage: Eukaryota; Metazoa; Arthropoda; Insecta; Orthoptera; Acrididae. Bases 1 to 690 code for a protein of 229 amino acids. The record is from RefSeq and is a predicted model, not a curated record. The transcript has 4 exons. Gene Ontology annotation, cellular component: membrane. Gene Ontology annotation, biological process: adenylate cyclase-activating adrenergic receptor signaling pathway. Gene Ontology annotation, molecular function: G protein-coupled receptor activity.